Aspergillus wentii DTO 134E9 is the source of this 1140-nucleotide messenger RNA. RefSeq lists its product as uncharacterized. Lineage: Eukaryota; Fungi; Ascomycota; Eurotiomycetes; Eurotiales; Aspergillaceae. The record is from RefSeq and is a predicted model, not a curated record. Gene Ontology annotation, cellular component: COP9 signalosome. The transcript has 2 exons. Bases 43 to 1002 code for a protein of 319 amino acids.
AUACCUUCGGUCCCGCCGUCAACAACCCCCCAGAGAACCCUCAUGGAUCAAACACAUACACGAGCCCUGGAGGCUCUCCAGUCGUUCAUCCACCUGGCCAAAUCGACAAGCGCCUCGUCCCCUCGACUUAUCGCCAACCUCAUCACGAAUGCCACCUCAAGCCCCCAGACUUACGUCUUCGCCGAGCUCUUGGAGACACCAACGGUCCAGGCCCUUCGAUCCCCCGAUACCCCCGAGGAGUUUCAGGGAUAUCUCACCUUGCUAGAGAUCUUCGCCUGGGGAACAUGGCAAGACUAUCAAUCAACCCCGAACCUCCCCCCGCUCAACCAGGAACAGACCCUCAAGCUCCGCCUUCUGUCCCUCCUCACCCUGUCGGCAACCAUUAAGCCUCUCACCUAUGAAACCCUCAUGAACGCCCUGUCCAUUUCAACUCCCUCCGACCUCGAAUCCCUCGUCACAACCGCCAUCUACUCCUCCCUCAUCACCGCCCGUCUCUCCCCCACCACCAACCCCCCAACGGUGAACGUGACCUCCGUCGCUCCUCUCCGCGAUGUCAAACCCGAGUCCCUAUUAUCCAUGAUUUCCGUCCUGACCGAGUGGGAGACCCGCUGCGGCGACGUCAUCAGCGGCAUGGAGGCCGAAAUCGCCAAGAUCAGAACCAAUUCCCUCAAGCGGCGCUCCGACGAGCGCGCUCGCGCGGUGCUCAUUGAAAAUACACUUGCCGGCUGGGGCUCAGAUGGCGGUGGUGCACGAUCUAAGAAAUACGGGAGCAAGGAUGUAAGUGGCGGGUUGAGAAUGGCGCCGGGAGGGAGUGCUGGCAGCGGGAACAAGCGCGAAUUCACGGCCGAUGAACAUGACGAUGACGGGUACUGGGAUAGUAAUGGGGGCGAGGGUACGUUCGAUGCGGGCGCCUCUGGGUCGAGAAUGGAUAUCGACGAAGGAGCAGGAUCUCGAGCUGCUGGCACUAGACAUGCUAAACGUGUUCUCGGGAAGAAAUCCUGAUAACUAUCACGACUUUGCUUACGAUUGCUGCUACUAUUAAAAGAUAAGAUGAUUGAAGGUAGACAGGAGAUCUGGUUGUAUUAUUCAAAUCCAAGUGAUACCUGUUUCCUAGAAUCUGUUGAGCAGAGCAGUGCUCUU